AUGCAGCUGAAGAAUAAUGUGACUGAAUUCAUUCUACUUGGAUUGACACAGGAUCCUGUUAGGAAGAAAAUCGUGUUUCUUGCUUUCUCACUUUGCUAUUUGGGGACAUUGCUGGGUAAUUUGCUCAUUAUUAGUACUAUCAAGACUAGUAAGUUAUUUGAGAGUCCAAUGUACUUCUUUCUUUUCCAUUUAUCCUUGUCUGAUACCUGCUUCUGUAACACAAUAGCUCCUAGAACAAUUGUCGAUGUCCUUAGGAAGAAUGCCAUCAUCUCUUUCAAUGAGUGCAUAACCCAAGUCUUUACAUCCCACUUCUUUGGCUGCUUGGAGAUCUUCAUUCUUAUCCUCAUGGCUGUUGAUCGUUAUGUGGCCAUCUGUAAACCCUUGCACUACAUGGCUAUCAUGAGUCGUCGAAUCUGCGGUACGUUGGUGGCUCUUGCCUGGGUGGGAGCCUGUGUGCAUUCUUUAGUUCAGAUUUUUCUAGCCUUAAGUUUGCCUUUCUGUGGGCCCAAUGUGAUAGAUCAUUACUUCUGUGACUUGCAGCCCUUGUUAAAUCUUGCUUGUGCAGAUACAUUUAUGGUCAACUUACUGUUGGUGUCCAACAGUGGGGCCAUUUGUGCAGUGAGUUUUGUCAUUCUUAUGUUCUCUUAUGUCAUCAUUUUGCAUUCUCUGAGGAACCACAGUGCUGAAGGGAGGAGAAAAGCCCUCUCCACUUGUGUCUCCCACAUCACUGUGGUCAUCAUGUUCUUUGUUCCUUGUAUAUUUAUCUACACGCGCCCUGCAACCACCUUCCCCAUGGAUAAAAUGAUAACUGUGUUUUAUACAAUCGGAACCCCUCUGUUCAAUCCCCUGAUUUAUACACUAAGGAAUGCUGAAAUGAAAAAUGCUAUGAGAAAGCUCUGGAACAAGAAUUUGAUCUCAGAUGAGAAAAUGUGA
Messenger RNA from Erinaceus europaeus (western European hedgehog), 933 nucleotides. Its product is annotated as olfactory receptor 4C16-like. The coding region runs from base 1 to 933 and encodes 310 amino acids. NCBI's taxonomy places the organism in Eukaryota, Metazoa, Chordata, Mammalia, Eulipotyphla, Erinaceidae. Gene Ontology annotation, cellular component: membrane. Gene Ontology annotation, molecular function: olfactory receptor activity; G protein-coupled receptor activity. Gene Ontology annotation, biological process: G protein-coupled receptor signaling pathway. The transcript has a single exon. The record is from RefSeq and is a predicted model, not a curated record.